Messenger RNA from Acanthamoeba castellanii str. Neff, 243 nucleotides. RefSeq lists its product as uncharacterized. NCBI's taxonomy places the organism in Eukaryota, Discosea, Longamoebia, Acanthamoebidae. The coding region runs from base 1 to 243 and encodes 80 amino acids. The transcript has a single exon. The record is from RefSeq and is a predicted model, not a curated record.
AUGAACGCCGCUACGGAGAUGAACAACUACAAGACCACCAACCUCCUGAGCAAGUGGGAGAGCCAGGCGGAGGAGCAGCAGCAGCACCACAACGAGCAGCAGCACCUGGCAUGGCACGAGCUGGGGCGAGCCCGGCGCGAGCUGAACGGCCAGGAGGAGGCGCGGGUGAAGAGCAAGCAGGUGGCGGCCCUGGCGCGGUUCGUGGCUGCCUCUCGUCAUCGAUCCUUCGGUCGCAAGGCCUAG